AUGGCUUCCACUGGCCAGGUUGCGGAUAAUGCGUCCAUUCAGAGACGAGCAUACGCACAGGAAAUUCUAAUGGUCGAUACCAUUUGUUCGGUUAUGCUGCACUGCACCGGAUUUACAGUUUGCACGACAUGUUAUGUUCGGAGCGGUAUCGAUAACUAUCGGAGAUUACAGAAUGAUCGCUGUGCUUCCAAGAAAGCGGCGAUUCCUUCAAAGCCCGGGGUGGAGCCGAGAAAAAAAUCAAUCCCUUUGUUACUGACAACUCAGGUGUACCCAAAUAAAAUAAAACUUAGACACAAACUGACGCUGCACUUGCGGGGAGGCGCACGAUUUACAAAGGCAAACUUUAAGGUUCGGACCUCGGGAUAUGAACAGACUAUUAAGAUAAAGGGGGCGGGAGGGGGCGGAGGGCGGGGAGGGGGGGGAUUCGUUUCCAAGAAGUUGAAUCGAGCCUCGGAGGCUGCGGCAACAUCACAGAAGUCAAUCUUGUUAACUCCGUGUCCGAUGGAAGGUGAAAAAUGGACGCGCGUAAAGAUGCCGCCGGCCCACCGUGGCGAAUUAGCCGCAUGCCGUGUUCAAUGGGCAGUGUUCGAGGCUCGGGGUCUGCGGGGCGGGAGGGGGGAGCGUCGCGGCGCCCGAGCCCGAAUUAGAUGUAAACAACUCGAAAAACAGGCGCCGAUCACUCCCUUCACUGAGACACUAUAA
Molecule: messenger RNA, 702 nt
Organism: Danaus chrysippus (African queen)
Lineage: Eukaryota; Metazoa; Arthropoda; Insecta; Lepidoptera; Nymphalidae
Source: the annotation of a GenBank genome assembly